AUGGAGAAAAAACAAUAUCACAAAUUUCUAACCAUGACGAAGACCAAAUUAUCUGAUUUUUUUUCUUUGCGGAUGGUGAAAAUAUUUGUGAGAAAAAAUCAGUUAACAACUGUCAUCAUUGCUUGUUUUUUAACAACUUGUAUUGGGUAUCUUAUUGUGAGACCGAGAUAUGUACACCAGUACAAUCCACAAGAUGACGACCUUGUCCAUAAAUUCACUAUUGUGGAUGAUGAUAGUGUUGACGAAAAAAGUUCGGUUGAUCCUGUUCAAAAUAUCUCCACUUGGCAGAAAACUUCUGGUAAUAGGGUCAAAUCAAAGAUUCAUGCCGAUAAACUCAUUUUAACAACAGAUACAAAAUUUGUUUCUCACAUACCUGGUUGGACAAUUGUCACAUUGGGACCCAAAUUAAAAUGUGGCAUGGAAAGUUCAGAGAAGUUUAAAGAAACAGUUCAUCAAGCAGUAAAAGAUGGUGUUCAAUUCAUAUAUAAAUCUACCGAGUAUCAACCCAAGACCUUACAUUAUCUCGACCGGUUUAAUUAUGAUAAAACAAUGCCUGUAAUGAAAUAUAUGGGAAAUUCUACCACUCCCGUUAAAAAUCACUUCAUUGUUAUUAAUGAGAAUUAUCAGAAACGAAACUUUGCUGAAAUGCGGUAUAACGUUAGUGUUUGGCGUACAGCUCCAAUACAGAAAAUACUUCUCCGAAACGAAAUAAACAGAGGAGGAGAUGUUGAUGACCGAGCGCCACCUAUUGCUAUAUCAAUCAAAAAUAGCCGCUAUACAUUCGUUAAAGACAUGAUAUUAUUCCGUUAUGAUGCUUUCUGGGCUAUGGUACCUUUUAAAGACAAUGAACUGUGGUCUAUGUGGGUUCAGAAACUUUUACUGGAAUUAAAAACGUGGGUCACCUUCACGACCGUAUCUCCAUUACAACACUUGUGCUCUAAUAAUGGAAAAUUAAGCCAUAACGACCUGAACCAUAUCGCCAGAUGGAAAUGUAAAUCAAGAUCGAACUUCUUCGAGUGUGUGAAAGAUUUCAAUAGGUUUUUAGUCAGCAAUAAGUUUAUGGAUUCGACUCAGGAAAAGACGAUAACUAAAUGGCUUAAAAUGCUGACAAUUGCCGGAUAUACCCAACCAUCUUUAAAUCCCAACAAUGACUCUACUGGCUUAGUCUAUAGAGCCAUAUUCAGACCAAAAUCUGUUGAUUCAUUGUAUUCCAUGAAACAGUCGUACCAUAAUAUCUGUGGAAAAACACAGCCAGCCUGUCCGUUUAAAACUGUUAAAAAGUCAACCAAGAAGUUCUCAACUAUUCUUCUGAAUGUCGUGUUUAACCAUGCUACGUUUUAUAAAAUUACAGAGUAUUUAGCCAAUAUUUACCGUCCCCAUUUCACCCAUAUUAACUUCUGUGGAACGAAAAUGGACAAUUUCUUACCUUAUAAUGCAAAGUUAGAUAUACCCGUGUCAUUUAUUGAAAUGGAUGAUAAGGAGUUUCAGAAAGGCCAGUUUGAUCACCGAUGUAUUGAAGGUGCCAUGAAAAUGAAUUACGAUAUUGACGGAGUGUUCCACGUCAAUGAUGAUAUUCUGUUAAAUCUGUGGAAUUUGCCAGGAAUACCUACUGAUCGUGUUUGGUUUCAGAAAGACUUGCAGGUGGUUCCAUUUUCUACAGCUCGAUUACCAUCAGUGUAUUGGAAACGUGCUCAAAUGAAUAUUACGUGGUGGCCGUGGCACAAUAAUAACAUGGGCAGAAUGAAAUUAAAAGGAUCCAUUGAUACUUUAAGAAAUUUAAGUAAAACCGAGCCUCUGGCUGCAACUUAUAUAAAUCAAGUUGAUAAAAACACUGGGGGUAAACGGGAUAUUGGGUUUGCUGGUAAUACAGAUAUCGCUUAUUUCCCAAAGAAAACUUUUAAAACCUAUUUAUAUGCUGCUCAAGUACAAAGUCCAUUUACAAUAUUUCUUGAGUUAGCAGUACCCGGAUUAAUAGCAGGAGUGACUAAUCUCUAUGAUGUGGUCACAUUGCCGGGAAAAUAUAUUUGGUUCGAUGAAAGACCAUUCUACGCACAACAUUAUAACGUUUCUCAUGUGUUUUUACAUUCGUUAAAAAUUGGUGGUUGUUUACCUAAAAAACCAUGUAAACAGUUUCUGUGUGAGAAAUACUUAUCGUGUUUAUGA
Molecule: messenger RNA, 2163 nt
Organism: Lottia gigantea (owl limpet)
Lineage: Eukaryota; Metazoa; Mollusca; Gastropoda; Lottiidae
Exons: 4
Coding region: 1-2163 (720 amino acids)
Source: RefSeq, a predicted model, not a curated record